Molecule: messenger RNA, 913 nt
Organism: Tauraco erythrolophus (red-crested turaco)
Lineage: Eukaryota; Metazoa; Chordata; Aves; Musophagiformes; Musophagidae
Source: RefSeq, a predicted model, not a curated record
AUGCAGCGGACUCUAAAAGAAGCUUGGGUAUGCAUUGAAGACUUGAAGCUUGAAAAAUAUCGUCUUGUAACGGAGGAAAAUGGAGCUGACCGUGAUGUUGCUAUGGAAGGAUCUAAUGAUUUGUUCAUAGGCAACUGUAAUAGUACAGAAGAGUCAGAAAGAAAUGAUCAGGUUUUUCAGCAUCUGACCUGCAUGGAUUCCAGGGAUCCACUGUUUGGACAGAGUGACUCUCCUGCAGCCUUGCCCAUUGCAGUACGCCUCUCGGGAUCUGCGCCUGUGCGGCCACCCCAGCCGCAGCCUCACUCUGCAGAGGAGUUCCACCUGGCAGACCAAACUGGGCAGCCUCUCUGCGAGCUGCAGCCCCUAGGCGGGCCCGGUGCACCAAUGAUGAUUGUUGCCAGCCAGUCAGAAAAUGGACAAGUGCUGCAUGUCAUUCCUUCUGCCCAGCCAGGAAUGGCCCAAGUGAUUAUUCCUCAAGGUCAGCUUCUAGAUGUGACCAGCACACAGGAUGUUUCGGAAGAGAAGUGUCAUGAUGGGAACUUGCAGACUGUGGCGGUGGCUGCUAUAGCAGACAGUGCAAGCAGUUACAUUCUACAUCCUCAGGCAUCUCUCACCGUGUCGAAAAAAACAACCACCAGGGUGGUAGAAGAUCCCUUUCCCAUCUCUCUCCAGCCAUUGCCGCCAAAUACACCUGCAUGGGCGCGCCGUCUCAGGAACUGCGAGAAAAUUGGGGACUCAUACCGCGGCUAUUGUGUGAGCGAGACAGAAUUAGAGAGCGUUCUAACGCUACACAAGCAGCAAACACAAAGUGUGUGGGGGACACGCCAGUCUCCAAACCCAGCCAAACCUGCCACACGAUUGAUGUGGAAAUCUCAGUAUGUCCCAUAUGAUGGGAUCCCCUUUGUCAAUGCAG